GUCCAACGGCCUUGGCCAUCUGCUCUCAUCGUUCGUCACUCCACCCACCUACCCACCCGCCUCCCACUCCCACGUCUGCCUGCCGUCUUUCCUGCCUUCGGGCCAACCCUGUCGUGCUGUCGGGCUGCGCGUAACAGCAGACAGACAGACGACGCACCCCGCGCUCGCGCGUGCCGCAGGACGUAGAUCCAAUCCAACCCGAACCCGAUCCGGCGGCAUCCACCUCGUUGUCGUCAGUCGCCAACGACGAGAUCAGCUCCACAACCCACCCCCGUGCCAAGGUUUUUUUACUUUUUUUUUUUUUUCUUCUCCGUCGCUGCCCCGCGCACACGCGCGUGCAGACACCUGCUCAGCUGUGCCUCCCCCGCCUAGCCUUGGCAACACGUGAAAAAGUGGUGCUGGUCCUACUGCGUCACUGGGCGGCCCCGUUUUCUACAUCUAUCGCCAUCUUCGCCCCCUACCUCCGCUCAAUCCCCUUCCUCCUCGUUAUCAUCCUCGCAGCACUCGUACCACAGCAACUCGCUACCACUACUCUACUCGUGCGACACAUCACCGCACCAACCCCGCUCGUUACUGCUACUGUCUAUCUGUCGCCUGACGAACGACAACGACCAGACGCGACAUCUACCGCGACAAGAGGUCACAACAACCUCGGCUAGUUAACUCGUUUCACCCUGCCGGCUAGAUCGCACGUGAACAAUCGACGAGCCGUCAACGACUUCUCUCUCCCCUCAAACCAACGACAUCACCACCACAUCUCGUGUUGAGUAGACGCCCCACCAGCUCAUGCCACCAGCAGCAACCCUACUGCCUAUGAACACGCCUUUCAACAAUGUUGGACGUGGUCCAGGCUCCCGUUUACCCCCACACCUCCAGCCGCCACACGCACAGGCGUCCCACAUCCAGCAACUAGACGCUGCUACGGGCGCUGCGGCAGACUAUGGUCCUUCACGACUCGCUCCAUCGUACCAGGCGCCGACGCCCCAGCCAUCAUGGGGACAGGCCAACGCCGCGGCCGUCCAGUCGUUUGGCCAGCCAAUGAUGCCCACCAUCGGCAUGGGAGGCUACGACCCAAACGUUGUCGCUGCUGCCCAGCAGCAAGGCAUCAUGAACCGCUCGUCCCCUCCCCAGGUCGCGCCCGGAAACGGCCGGUACUACUCGCACGAGCACACCAACAGCAAUGGCUCGGUCACCGCCGCCUUCCCCCCGGUCGAGAUGCCCUACAUCGGUAUGGGCCCUUCGAUGAGCUGGGGCGCCGCCAUGUCUGAUAACGAGGGUAGCAUGCCCGGGCGUGCGGGUGGUGGUGGCGGUGGCCGCCGCGAUGACAAGCGCCCAAAUGGCCACACGACCCAGCCCCCAGACGCAGACUCGCGCCCCGGCACCGCAGGCAACAUGCUCGACGUGGCUGCGCAGUCUGGCCAGCUCCGCGGUUUGAAUAAGACGUCGCCCGACGACGACGAGGGCGAAGACAAGGUCGACCACCGCAAGCGAAAGCGUAACCGCACCAUUCGAAGCUGUGUGCCCUGUCACAACCACAAGCGCAAGUGCGACAGAAAGCGCCCAUGCGGCCGAUGCACUGCACUCGGUCUCACCGGAUCCUGUGUAUACGAGGUCGAUGAGCAGCGUGACCCGAACGACCCAGAGGUCAUCGAGACGGAUCGCCUGCGCCGCCGCAUCGCAGAGCUCGAACAGGUGGUUCGUGAACUACGCCAGCGCCACCCACCGCGCAACGCCACCGCUGCCGCAACCGCCGCCGCCGCCGCCGCCACAAACUCGCACCAGUCAUCACCAGCCCCGAGCUUCGGUGACACCAGUCGCCGGGCUAUUGUGGAGCGCUACACGCGCUUCAAGAAGGGCGACACAGGCAACCAGCCCGUGUCAGAGACGUCGCCCACGGGUUCGUCGACCAGCACCCGAAGGGACCACUAUGCCGAACCAUACUCGGCCAACGCGCUGGCGGGCGAGGAGAUGGUGUCGGACAACACGGGCCGCCAGGCAUUCCUCGGUGCCCCCGCGGGCAAGCCAAUGCUCCGCAGACUCAGGGAGAUCCUGGCUGGCCGCGGUAACGCCGUGGUCAACACGGACGAGCUCAUGAACAUGCCCGAGGACACGGCCUUCAAGGGCUGGUUUGGCAGCACGCGCAACACGUUCCCCUUCACCACCAUCUGGAGCCACGAGAACUUUAUCGACGAGAUUGUCGGCCUCUUGCCCACGUCUGAGGAGGCGGAGCUGCUACUCACGGCGUUCCUUGACGAGAUUGCCGUCCUGUUCAAGGCGUGGCACCUGCCCACCCUCAUCGAGGACUACCGUGCCUUCUUUGCCCUCCCCACAUCGGAGAAGCGCACUCAGCCUCUGGCCAAUCUUUCCCUCUUCGUCAUGGUAUGCUCGCUCGGCAGCAUGGUCCGCGCGAGCAUUGGUGAGAUCUUUGGCCAUUCGGGCAACAGUGCCGCAACGUCACCCGUCGUCAACAUGAGCGCCCACAACGGCAAGGACCACACGAGCAGCCGCCUCCAGAGCGAGCUCUAUCUUUCCGCCGCGUUCCAGGCCUUGCGUCUGUGUUCAUUCCUUGCCAACCCGACGAUGGCCACAAUCCAGUCGCAGAUCCUCGUCAACAUCUACCUCAUCCACAGCGAGCGUGCCGCCGAUGCUUGGAGCCUCACCGCGUCGCUGGUUCGCCAGUGCAUCGCCAUCGGCCUGCACGUCGACCCCACCACGUGGGACUCGAGGAUCUCGCUCCGCGAGGCCGAGGUCCGCCGCCGUGUCUGGUGGAGCGUGGUCGGUCUCGACUGUCUCCUCUGCGUUUCGUACGGCCGCCCCGCCGUCACAAACUACUGGACUUGCCAGCUACCCAUGGACCGUCCCGAUGACAUGCUGUCGGACGAGCCGGGAAGUGCGCUCGCCAACGGCCCGACGACCAACGCCCUCGCCUCGGAGGUGACCGAUGAGACGUUCCACGCAGCCUACUUCCAGCUCACGCUCCCGAGUCUCGACCUCCUCAACCGCGUGUUCCACGUCGACCCCCGUGUCGCGCGCGAGUCGUUCAUGGGCUGGUUCCCGGCCUCGACACAGAACCAAGAUCUCUUGCCCAUGUCUGCCACGAGCAACACCUACGAGGACGCCAUCCGCCUCGGUCGCGACAUCUUCGAGUGGUACGCUCACGUGCCCCGCGGCAUGCGCUUCGAGCCCGACGACAACCCGGACGACUACGUCAGCUCGCGCGGUCGGGCUCAGAUCAACCAGACGCUUGCGCUGGCCGUCAAGACGUUUAUGCUUGUUCUCAUCCUCCACCGGCCCUACCUCCGUGCGGACCCGUCCGAGUACCCCGAGUCGGCCGACCUGUGUUUCCGCGCCGCACACAUCAUCCUCAACGCGUACGCAGUCAUGUCGCGGACCAAGAGCAGCAUUGUAUGGUCGUGGUGGACCAUGUCGUACCGCGCUUUCCACGCCGGCACCGUGUGCGCCUUCCUGGUUGUCCGCGACCCGGGCACCGAAGUCGCCGAGCAAUGUCUCCAGGACCUGCGCAACGCGGUCCAGAUCUUCGAGGGCCGCAAGAGCAACUGGAACGUCAUGCACCCGGUGCAGGGUGACCUGUGCGCUGGUCUUGCGCAGCUCGAGAAGCUCGCCACUGCUGCGACACAGCAGUACCGGACGAGCCCGCUGCAGCAGCGCACGAGUCCUCACAACGGGCAGAUGUCGGACCGGACACACCCGUCGCCGAUGCCCAUCUUCCCAGGCUUUGCUGUCGACCCGUCGGUACCGACGUUCCCGCCGGCGAUGCAGCAGGUAUCGGCCACGGACGGAGUCGAAGGCCUUGGCUUGGCCACUGACGGUGGGCUGAGUGCCGAGGUCCCCGCACGCCAGGCGCCCCCGCGUCGCCGGACUUCCGAGCUCCCCUUCCUCCAGCCGUGGCAGAUGUCGACGGCCGACCCCAGCCUCAACACUUCGUUCGGCAUGGGCAAUGCCACCAACCAGGCGGCGCCCGAACCGCUGUCCCAGAUCUGGGCAUCCAUGUUCUCUGUCAAGAUGGACCGCGACGGCUCAAUGAACAACAACGCACCUAUCCCGACCGCGCCAGUGUAAUACCACAUCACGUCUCAAACAAGCUCGUUUUCAUGAAAUCAAACAACCAACCACGUCAAAGCAACACACCCAUGCACCCAAACUGUGAAAAUAUCCCAUUAGACAUACCUGUCUCACCUAUCUAUCGACCGAAUCAAACUUGUAGGCGUCGACUGGCGGCCACCAUGACCCCAUAUCUGUAGAGUUGGCAUUGUCUUGUGUCGCAUAUGUACAUUGCAUGGACGAGAUGCAGAUAGAUGCACGAGUGCA
Messenger RNA from Vanrija pseudolonga, 4329 nucleotides. It is a transcript of the gene yanR, whose product is annotated as Transcription factor yanR. Gene Ontology annotation, biological process: DNA-templated transcription; regulation of DNA-templated transcription. The record is from RefSeq and is a predicted model, not a curated record. Bases 787 to 4080 code for a protein of 1097 amino acids. NCBI's taxonomy places the organism in Eukaryota, Fungi, Basidiomycota, Tremellomycetes, Trichosporonales, Trichosporonaceae. The transcript has 3 exons. Gene Ontology annotation, molecular function: DNA-binding transcription factor activity, RNA polymerase II-specific; zinc ion binding; DNA binding.